AUGCAAUACACAUUUGAGGAAAACGAAGACAUGGAAAACAUGCUUUCAAAACAAAAUGCAUUUGGAAAGCUUACUUUGUCUCCUGAUGUAACUUCAAAGGUGAGGAAACCAGUUGAAAGUUUUACCUACAAAGGAUGCAUAAAUUUAAAGACAAAGUCGGAUCAGUAUGGUUGCUUUAUCACAGGAUGUGUUCUUCUGUCCUCUAACAAACUUGUGGUGGCUGACAAGGAUAACGAAAAACUGAAAGUUGUUGAUAUCAAAGACAAAGCUGUAAUAGAAGAGAUAACACUAUCUUCACAACCAUGGGAUAUUGCAGUAAUGCCCCUGGACCAGGUUGCUGUGACAAUGCCAGAUAAGAAAGAGAUCCUUAUUAUGACAACAGCAGGAAAACUGCCAACUAUCUUCAAGUUCCCAGUUAAAGGAGAAUGUAGAGGUGUAGAUUUCCAUCAAGGCCAUCUCUAUAUAGUUUCCAUUGAUCCGAAGUGUGUAUUUAUUACAGAUACACAAGGUAACGUCCAGAACACAAUUAAUCUGGAUAAUAAGAUAUCUGGCACACCUAACUACUUACUACUAAGUAAGGAUCCGAUACAUAUCUUUAUUAGUAUCUAUGGUAGUAACAGUGUCGUCGAUAUAACAUUACAAGGUGAUACAUCUGCUGAAUACAAAAACAAAGACUUUAUAUCACCAGAGGGAAUGAUGAUAUCAGACGAUGGAUCCUUGCUGGUGUGUUGCAGUAGUAUGAAAGGCAGCAUACAUGGCAUUUCUGCUGAUUUGAAUCAAGGUGACACGAUGUAUGAUGAACUGUCUUUUCCAUACUCUCUCUGCUAUAAUCGUGAUCAACAUGAGGUCUAUGUCGGAUGUGUUAAUGAUUACAUGAUUGUGUUGAGUGCCAAAUAA
Molecule: messenger RNA, 897 nt
Organism: Mercenaria mercenaria
Lineage: Eukaryota; Metazoa; Mollusca; Bivalvia; Venerida; Veneridae
Product: tripartite motif-containing protein 2-like
Exons: 1
Coding region: 1-897 (298 amino acids)
Source: RefSeq, a predicted model, not a curated record